Molecule: messenger RNA, 1004 nt
Organism: Cornus florida
Lineage: Eukaryota; Viridiplantae; Streptophyta; Magnoliopsida; Cornales; Cornaceae
Exons: 8
Coding region: 323-802 (159 amino acids)
Source: RefSeq, a predicted model, not a curated record
CAUCUUCCCUCAUAGUCCACAGGAUGCCUCCCUUUCUCUCUAUAAUCACUCUUUCCUCAAGCUCAACAGAUCGUUCGGCUACCUUAACAGUACUAUUCCUCCAGAAUGGGGUUCCAUACAACUAGUGAACAUCUCUCUCCUUGGAAAUCGAUUAACAGGUUCAAUCCCAAAAGAAUUCGGAAACAUAACCAGACUCAGAAGCUUAGUCCUCGGGGACAAUCAGCUUUCUGGAGGUAUUCCUCUAGAGCUUGGGAAUCUUCUCAGCUUGGAGAAAGUGGAGUUGCCGGGAACACUUGCAAAUCUGACCACUUUGAAGGACUUGAUGAUUCAGGCUAGUGGUUUGGAUGGGCCAAUUCAUUCUGGAAUUUCUCUCUUGGAAAAUUUGUCUGACUUGUUAGUAAAUUCUUAUAAUCUCAUAGCUUUACCCUUUUAUAUAAGAAAAUAUCUAAUUUAUGUUUAUUCUUUGACAAAUAAAAACAAAUGCAGGAGAUUUAGUGACUUGAGUGGAAGUGAAACAGCUUUUCCACCUUUUAGUAAUAUGAAAAACCUGAAGACACUGAUAUUAAGGAGCUGCAAUAUUAUGGGACAGAUACCUGAUUAUCUUGGAACAAUGACAAAUUUGAAAACCUUGUUAUUUAUAACUCCAAGAAUCAAGGUGAUUCAGGUUCCCGUGGACAGUUGCAUAUGUUGUCUACAUCAGUUCUUCUUCUACCUGAGUGACCUGAUCAACUUGAAUGCUGAUAUUUCAUUAGCACUGGGAGAUGCAAAUAUAGAUUUAAUUGCAAGUAUAAUCAUCUUAUGAAGGGAAGCUCAGUUAUUCAUCUUUCAGCGGCAGUCAGCACCACUACCACAACCACCUGAAUGACCAAUAUGAUUGUCUUCUCUUUAGUCAAUUGAAUAUUAAAGACAUUUGAGCAUUCUAGCUGAAUAUUUAGUUAAUAUUGUGUAAUCUUUCUGGUUAAUGGAUUAUUUGAGUUGGUAUGUUUUGUUGAAUAUUUGGAUAA